UUCCAAUUUUUACGCUGCCCAUUUCUUCUCUCUCAAACCUAACCAGCCACCCUCUCUGUCUUUCAUUUUUUCUCCAAUCAUGGCUGCCACACUUUCUUCUUCUUUUAUUCAACCUCCCGGUCUCUCUUUCACCUCCAAAAACUCACCCCACAAGCCGACCUUCUUCACCGCCACCACCAUCAAAGCCUCCGCCUCUUCUUCUCCUUCCAGAAACUCCAACACUAUCAGAGACGAGGCUCGCCUCCACAAUGUGAUCCACACCCACCAUUUCUCCGCAAAGUACGUUCCUUUCAACGCGCCUCCGUCGUCUGACGAGUCAUACUCGCUGGACGAGAUCAUUUACCGGUCUCAAUCCGGCGGCCUUUUGGACGUUCAACAUGACAUGCAGGCGUUGAAGCAAUACGAUGGGAAGUAUUGGAAGAAUCUUUUUGACUCGAGAGUUGGGAAGACCACGUGGCCUUAUGGGUCCGGAGUUUGGUCAAAGAAAGAAUGGGUUUUGCCUGAGAUUGACAGUGAUGAUAUAGUGAGUGCUUUUGAAGGGAACUCGAAUCUUUUCUGGGCUGAGAGGUAUGGUAAAGAGUACUUGAAGAUGAGUGAUUUGUGGGUGAAACACUGUGGGAUAAGUCAUACAGGGAGUUUUAAGGAUCUGGGUAUGACAGUUUUGGUGAGUCAAGUGAAUAGGUUGAAGAAGAUGAACAAACCAGUGGUGGGAGUUGGUUGUGCUUCAACUGGGGACACGUCUGCAGCUUUGUCUGCUUAUUGUGCGGCUGCAGGUAUUCCUUCUAUUGUGUUUUUGCCUGCUAAUAAGAUUUCUAUUGCUCAAUUGGUGCAGCCUAUUGCAAAUGGUGCCUUUGUGUUGAGUCUUGACACUGAUUUUGAUGGGUGUAUGCAGUUGAUAAGGGAGGUAACAUCUGAGUUGCCUAUUUAUUUGGCUAAUAGUUUGAAUAGUUUGAGGUUAGAGGGACAAAAGACUGCUGCAAUUGAGAUUUUGCAGCAGUUUGAUUGGGAGGUGCCUGAUUGGGUGAUAGUUCCUGGAGGUAAUUUGGGGAACAUUUAUGCAUUUUAUAAGGGGUUUAAUAUGUGUAAAGAGUUAGGACUUGUUGAUAGGCUUCCUAGGCUUGUUUGUGCACAAGCUGCAAAUGCUAAUCCGCUAUACUUGUAUUACAAGUCAGGGUGGAAGGAUUUUAAACCUGUUAGGGCAAAUACUACUUUUGCAUCUGCUAUUCAGAUUGGUGAUCCAGUUUCGAUUGAUAGAGCUGUUUAUGCUUUGAAAAAUUGUGAUGGGAUUGUUGAGGAAGCUACUGAGGAGGAAUUGAUGGAUGCUAUGGCGCAGGCGGAUUCUACUGGCAUGUUUAUUUGUCCGCAUACUGGGGUGGCUUUGACAGCAUUGAAUAAGCUCAGGAAUAGUGGGGUUAUUGGGAAGACUGAUAGGACGGUGGUGGUGAGCACAGCUCAUGGAUUGAAGUUUACUCAGAGUAAGACUGAUUAUCACUCAAAGGAUAUCAAGGACAUGGCCUGCCAGUUAGCUAACCCUCCUGUGAGUGUGAAGGCAGAUUUCGGGUCAGUUAUGGAUGUUUUACAGAAGUACUUGUUGAGCAAAGUGCCCAAGUAUUAAGCCAAUGAGCAACACAAAAGUUGCUUAUGCACUCUAUCCCUUCCCUGUUAGGCAGAAAGAACUCUGCUCUUAAAGGCAUCUAGUAGCUCGAAUUGUCUCAUUAUUUAGUCUUUGUUAGAGAAGCCAUUUGUAAGGCAGCAUUGCUAGUUUUGGUCAAGCUAUUCAUCAUUAGGGUUGAAAUGGAAUGUUUGCUGUAUGUCUGAAGCAUUUUUAUGUUAUUUUCCUAUUGUGUCUCUUUCUUUAUCAAAUAUUAAUUGGUCAGCAGGAGAAAUCAACUUGCUUAUCAUUAAUUUCAA
This is a messenger RNA of Pistacia vera, 1911 nucleotides long. RefSeq names its product threonine synthase, chloroplastic-like. The coding region runs from base 80 to 1615 and encodes 511 amino acids. Gene Ontology annotation, biological process: L-cysteine biosynthetic process. Gene Ontology annotation, cellular component: cytoplasm. Gene Ontology annotation, molecular function: threonine synthase activity; pyridoxal phosphate binding. Lineage: Eukaryota; Viridiplantae; Streptophyta; Magnoliopsida; Sapindales; Anacardiaceae. The transcript has a single exon. The record is from RefSeq and is a predicted model, not a curated record.